Molecule: messenger RNA, 1146 nt
Organism: Prorocentrum cordatum
Lineage: Eukaryota; Dinophyceae; Prorocentrales; Prorocentraceae
Source: the annotation of a GenBank genome assembly
AUGCGGGUGCGAAUACCGCAAGGUACGCACCCAAAGACUUCUCAUACACAGCCCAGGCACGGUGACGAGACGAGCCUGAGGCCAGCAUAUAAGACAACGGCACGCCUGGCGAAGAGCCCACCCCCAGGCAGCUAUCGCGACAGGGCCCGGGAUGCUUGCCAUGGGCGGCGCCUCCUCGAUGCCGUUCCACGGGCGUCCACGGAAGGUGCCGAGGGGGAGUACCUGUUCCAGAGGACGCGGCUCAUGCGCUUCGUACUGGCAAACGAGGGCAGCGUCGAGGAUGCUGCAGCCCAGUUCCGGCGGAUGCUCCAGUGGCGCCGAGAGGCGAACAUUGCCCAGAUCCGCGCCAACGUGAAAGGCAGGCCGUGGGCCGCCGAGUCAGUGCCCGGCCUGGACCGCCUGCUGGGGUUCAUGUGGCGGGGCCGGCGGGUGGUGAUGGACUUGUGGGGCACCACCCCGACCGGGGACUUGCUGAUGGUGCAGUGCGACGGCCUGACCCAGUUCAGCGGCAUGAGCGAGGUGACCGACGAGGAGUUGAACGAGUCCCUCUACUCGAUGCUGGAGCUGCGCCAGGAGCAUCUGGACAGGAUGAGCGAGGAGCAGGGCAGGCUCGUCAUGGUGGUCCAGGUGAGAGAUCUGUCCGGCAUGGCCAUAAUGUCGUUGUUGAGCAACGCUCGCUUGAUAGGCCAGCUGCAGAGCGUGAUCAAGAACGGCAUGGACGCGUACCCCGAGUGCUCCAAGAACACGGUGCUUCUGAACGCGCCGAGCUCUUUCGAAGCGCUGAUGGCCCUGGUGCGGCCGAUCACGAGCGCCCGGGCACAGGCACGAGCACAGGCCCGUUGGCUCAAUCAAACCUCCCGGUGGCCGGUCGCACUCAGGCCCUGGGGGGGCCCGAGAGCUUGCGAGUUCUUGGGCGACUUCGUUCCGAUGCUGGUGCUGCGGUCAGUAGCGCAGAGGUUGCCGCGGGCUCGUCGGCCGCUGGGGUGCUGCGCGUGGGCGCAGGCGAGGACGUGGGCUGGUCGUUCGCAGUGGACGCGGGGAGCGCGGACAUCGGGCUCGCUACUCCAACUCUCGGCUUCAGCGUCCGCUUCUUCCCCGACGCAGCGGACAGCCCCGCCGUGGAGGCCAAGGCUUAUGAGGAUGUAA